GUGAAGUUCAUACUUUUACUACAAAUACACACGUGAGCGAUGAGUCAUCAUUAUUAUCAUCGUCACGAAGUUGCAUAUCUCUCUUAUCGCUUUCGUUGCAAGUCAAAGUCAGCCAUGGACGUGAAAGAAGCUAUGAAGAAGCAAAACGAAGUCGCGAUGAUCCUUUCGUGGCAUCUCUUCUCUACUGUAGCCAAACACUCUAACAACGUUUUCUCGCCGGCGUCAAUCAACGCAGCGUUCACCAUGAUGGCUUCUGGUCCCGGCAGUUCUUCGAUUUCCGAUCAAAUCCUCUCCUUCCUUAGAUCUUCUUCUAUCGAUGAGCUCAACUCCGUCUUCCGCGUCAUUACUACUGUAGUCUUUGCUGACGAUAGUAAUAUAGGCGGCCCAACAAUCAAAGUGGCGAAUGGCGCCUGGAUCGAUCAAUCUUUCUCGAUUGAUUCGUCUUCUAAGAAUCUCUUCGAGAUUUUUUUCAAAGCUGUUUUGGCUUCAGUGGAUUUCAAAUCAAAGGUACUAAUACUCUGUUUGCUCUGUUUGUAACUUUUAUUUAGGGAAAAAAAAAUUGAUAUAGCUUUUGUUUUUGGUGA
Molecule: messenger RNA, 584 nt
Organism: Arabidopsis lyrata subsp. lyrata
Lineage: Eukaryota; Viridiplantae; Streptophyta; Magnoliopsida; Brassicales; Brassicaceae
Product: serpin-Z1
Exons: 1
Coding region: 40-537 (165 amino acids)
Molecular function (GO): serine-type endopeptidase inhibitor activity
Source: RefSeq, a predicted model, not a curated record